AUAGAUAUUAGAUAUCCAUAUACAAAAUCCGUUGAUUCAUGCUUUGCCUCGAACCAAAACUAACUUCAGUUGUGUACCGGCAGACGUAUACGCAAGAUAUUUGCUGAUUUUGUGUUUACUUUACGUACUUUUUCACCAAGAUUUCCAAGAUAUCCCAAAUACAGUCUUGCACACUCCAAUCCAGUAACUGCCAAAAUUACUGCUACAGAGACGAAUUUAUAGACUUCCGAUAAAUCAUAAUACUGUAACAAUAUUUCAGAUCACCAAAUUAAGAUAAAGGAAACGCAGUAAUCUAUGCUAGAUAGUUCUUAUCUAUCCAUUAAUAACUUGUUAACGUGACUUGAGAGUGUUAAUACAUAUCAAGACAAAAUAAGCAGUAUAGCUGCAACUUCAUUAUCAUGUCAUCGACACAGAUAAACAAAGUAUUAGAGGUCUACAAAAAGUUGUAUCGAAUCCCAAGUAUAGCAUCUGCAAAAAUUAUACCCUCAGCCAAAAAUGAAAUUAAAGUACAAAGUAUUUGGUCCGAAAGAAAUUUAGAAAGGCGAACAAAACAAAAAUUUUUUCAGGAGUUUAGUCUCAACGGUGAUAAGAGUUUUCCAAUCGACAUCUCUACUGAACUUUUAUCAGCCACCUCUGAUGAUGAAAAUUUGAAAGCAGUGUUAAGAGACGUUAACGUUGAUGGGAAAUCAAAGCAAUUCAUAGAAAUCUGGGACAAUCAACAUGUUAGUAAAUCAUACGAUAUAUCUGCUUUUGAAUUACAUGGCGACAUUUACGUAGAACCCACGUUUAGUGCAUUUUCUUGGUCACCUGACAAUAGAAAAUUAUUGUAUGUUGCCGAAAAGAAAUUACCAAAAUCUGAGCCUUUUUAUAAGCAAAAAUCGAAACCUAAAACUGAUAAACCUACUGAAGAAGAAGAGCCCACCAAGGGUACAGAAUAUGUGUACAAACCAGACUGGGGUGAACAAUUAGUCGGCAAGCAUAAGUCCGUUGUUGUUAUUUUAAAUGUUGAAGACGAUAGUAUUGUGCCAAUAAGCACUAUUCCAGAAGAUUAUUUUCCCGCGCAAGUCAUUUGGGCUCCAAAUGGCGAGGAUAUAAUUGGAGUUGCUUACAAACUAAAAACAAGAUAUCUUGGUUUAUAUGCUUGCACUAAUAGGGAAUCCUACAUCUUUCACUUGAAAGGAACAGAAUUUCGAAGAUUAACGACCGAGGGUGUUCACUGUAUAUCGCCACGGCUAAGCCCAGAUGGAAAACAUCUUAUUUGGCUCGAACGAAAUCUAAGUGCUGCACAUCACAAUGUCCAAAGGCUUAUGCACCUGAAAUGGGAAAGCUCUAGUAAUGCAGAAGUAUUGAUCGAUACAGUAAAAAAAGAAGUGAAAAUCGCCAACAAUAAGAAGUUUUAUGGUCUUUAUAAUCAAAGUCUUCCUAAACGUUGUUGGAGUGAUGAUUCGAAUUACGCAUUUCUUAGUACGCCUCAAAGAUCUAAUAUUCGGUCGUACGUCGUCAAUUUAGAAACAAAAGUAAUUACCGAAAUAGAUAACAGAGAUGGCAGCAGUUUAGUUGUUGCAGAUGUUAAACAGAAUUAUAUUGCUUUUAUAAAACACUCUCUUAUAAGUCCUCACCAAUUAGUCAUUGGAAAGUUUGAACCUAAAGUGGAGAAUUUUGGAGACAUUACUUUAAAUGGAUUGUCGAAACCAAUGGAUGUUCUGGGUAAAGAUAUUAUGUAUGAACAUACAGAAUUUAUUUACGAUAACAACGAUCCAGUUAAGGAUUUCAAUUUUACAUAUCUUGGAAAAAAAAAUGAACCAAAUCAAUCGGUACCAUUGAUCGCCGUAGGUCAUGGUGGACCUCAUGUUUCCUACUGUAAUAUGUUCCAUGUUGAUUACGCGCUAUACGCAACUCUAGGUUUUGGAAUCUUGCAAAUAAAUUAUCGUGGUUCGACUGGUUUGGGUGGUGAUAAUGUUGAUUACCUUCUUGGCAAAGUGGGCGAAGUUGAUGUUAUCGACUGUAUGACAGCAAUCAAUUUAUCUUUAGCAAAAUACCCAUGGAUAGAUCCAAAAAGAGUCAAUGCUUACGGCGGAUCCCAUGGUGGUUUCUUAGCAGCUCAUCUUAGCGGACAAUAUCCGGAUAAAUUUAAAUCAGUAAUAUUGUUAAAUGCAGUAGUUGAUCUUGCUUCAAUGUUUACAAUAACAGACAUUCCCGAUUGGUGCCGCGCUGAAUGUGGUUAUUCUUUCCUGGAAGAACUUCCCAAAGAAAACGAUGGAAACUAUAAUGAUAUAAUGACAAAAAUGCUGAAGCACUCGCCUAUUAUUCACGUGGACCGCGUAAAAGCACCUACACUGAUAGCUCUUGGAUCAAAAGAUUUACGUGUUCCAGCAUCCCAAGGUAAACAGUGGUACUAUAGACUUGCAGCUAACAAAGUGGAAACUAAAUUAUUCAUGUAUGAAGAUAACCAUUCAUUGAGGAAAGAUGAAGUCGAAAUUGACAACGUCAUUAAUACAGCUCUUUGGCUAUUAGAGCAUAAUGAUAAAUGAUUGAUAGAAGAUUGAAAUACAAAUAAAAAAAUUAAGAAUCUAAUACAUUAUAAAUUUCAAGUACUAAAUAUUGGUUAAACAUUAAUUUUGUAUAAAGUUAGAACGGCGCUGUUCAAUUCGAAUUUUGAAUGUGUAUGAACAAAAUACAGGCAAUAAAUAUCAAAAAUUUCCAUUUUCACAUA
Messenger RNA from Nasonia vitripennis (jewel wasp), 2713 nucleotides. RefSeq names its product acylamino-acid-releasing enzyme. Gene Ontology annotation, molecular function: serine-type endopeptidase activity. Gene Ontology annotation, biological process: proteolysis. Lineage: Eukaryota; Metazoa; Arthropoda; Insecta; Hymenoptera; Pteromalidae. Bases 399 to 2531 code for a protein of 710 amino acids. The transcript is spliced from 14 exons. The record is from RefSeq and is a predicted model, not a curated record.